Molecule: messenger RNA, 1590 nt
Organism: Mycena citricolor
Lineage: Eukaryota; Fungi; Basidiomycota; Agaricomycetes; Agaricales; Mycenaceae
Source: the annotation of a GenBank genome assembly
AUUGAUCAGAUGAUUGACGCAAUGAUCAAGACCCCAGGUAGCCGACUAUCGCAAUAUCGCAACAUCGUAAUAUUCGAAAAGCGCAACAUUCGAGAUAGGAUCAGCGGCCGGGUCGCCGGCGCGAGCAGGCUCGUCGCAAGUCCGGACUCCCAGGCGACAUUCCAGGGCAGCGGUUCGUACGUCGUGUUCGACUGGGGAAGGAGCCCGCUCAAGUUGGACGACUCGUGCCAGCCCGCACGGCUGCAGAACUGGGACAGAAUCCAGACGUUCCACGUGCCGCGAGCCACGGGGCUGCUGACGCAGACCGUGGGACAGCAGCGCGGCGGGUUCCGCUUCCUGACGAUUGUGAGUGCGAGCGCGGACCCGCUGACGAUCUCGAACAUCUCGCUGGCGAUCACGUUCAUGCCCCACUGGGAUGAUCUCAGGGCGUACCCGGGCUACUUCUUUGCACCUGACCCCGGGUUCCACGACAUCGACUUCCUCACGAAGAUCUGGCACUAUAGGGUGCAGACCAACACAAUCCCUCCCCACACGGCGCGACAGGAGCCGUGCCCAGCAGGAGGUGGCUGGUCCAACGAUGCCUUGGGAGGAGCUGCCACUGGGCCUAUCCUCGUCGAUGGUGCAAAACGCGACAGGAACAUCUGGCCAGGCGACUGCGGCAUCUCCACACACACGGAGCUCGUCGCGCUGAGCGACAUGGAGCCGACCAAGAACUCGUUGAUGGUGAUGUUCCGCACGCAAAACCUGACGACUGGCGCGCUGCAGUACUCCGGGCCGCCGCUGAACAACCAGGGAAGCGACACGUACAUCUCGUGGUCGCUCAUUGGGACGCACAACUACUUCCUGUACACGGGCGACCUCGAUUUCAUCAAGUCUGUCUGGGCGAACUACACCAAGGCGGUUGGCUUCCUUGAGGGCCAGGUGGACUUGACCGGCCUGAUGAACGUCUCGUCUGCGCUCUCGAACGACUGGGGCAGGGCCAGCGGCGCCGGACACAACUCUGCGGCAAACGCGUUGCUUUAUCGCGUGAGGAUUGAUUUCUGUCUCUCGCAUCAUGUAUCCGCGCUCAUCAAGCUCGUAGACGCUCGUCACCACGGCGGACCUGGCGACGCAUCUCGGCAAUGUCUCCCUCCCCGCCACAUACCUCGCCAACGCGACCAAGAUCAAAACUGCGUUCAACAGCCUGCUGUGGGACGCCGCGGCGGGCCGGUUCCGCAGCAACGACCUGCCGAGGAGCAUCCACCCGCAGGACGGCAACGCGCUCGCGGUCCUGUACAACCUCACGACAUCGGACGCACAGAACAAGGCCGUGAGCGCCGGGCUGAUGAAGUUCUGGACGCCCAUCAGGCCGUGGCUUCGAGGUGCGUGUUGCGCUGGUGGUUUGUGGUUUGCGUGUCACCUGCGCGACAGAUCCAAGCGCAUUUUGUGGCCGGCAAGGGCGAGCGGGCAAUUGAUCUGAUCGAGCGCGAGUGGGGGUACAUGCUGGAAACCAACUUGAGUGUCAAGUCGCCGCUGCUAGAGGGCUUCUCGGCCAACGGAUCGCUCGGGUGCGUGUCGUAUCAAUCAGCUGCGGCAAGCUGUUGGUCCUGA